Molecule: messenger RNA, 177 nt
Organism: Suillus fuscotomentosus
Lineage: Eukaryota; Fungi; Basidiomycota; Agaricomycetes; Boletales; Suillaceae
Exons: 1
Source: RefSeq, a predicted model, not a curated record
GUUCUAUGUCCAGCCUGCCUGCAGCCUGGGAAGAACUUACCAUCCAACUGGAGAGAGGCCCCCCUCACUAAACGCUGGUUGUAUGGCCUAUUUGUGGCCAUUGACACAAAUUUCCAGCUGAAAUGUAAAGUUGUGUCAAAAGAUAGCUUGGACCCUAGCCUUAGUAAUGGCUGGGGA